AGGCACGGGGAUCAAACCCGGGUCCUCAGCCCUGCGAGGCGCACGCUUUACCAGCCGCGCCGCCCUAUCUUGUUUUCACUUGUCAAUUAUGAUUUUUGAAAGAAAAGAAUACAUUUCUCCUCCCCCGGCAUUUGGUAUGGUAUGCCUCCAGGUGGCACUGGUUCGCCAAUCAACUUCCGUUACACACACAGCUACACACGCACAGUGUGUGCGUGUAUUUAAAUGAGGACACGUCGUGCCGGUUCAAGUUUCCGGUCGCAUCCGCCUGCUCCCACAAAUUCGGCCCCCGUGGCAGCCACGAGCGAGCUUGACUGACUGGGCCGCUCCCGGUUCCGCCAGUGGUGUCCCCCCCCCCCCCCACCCCGGUUCUGAUGGCACCGAGCUGCAGAGGACGGAUCGGCUGCAGGCCCACCUGCUGACGGGAGAGCGUUUGGACCGGAGGAACAACAACAACAAGGACAAAAAAUAUGACGGCCGCCGCCAGGCUCCUGGACGACGUGUGCCAUCUGACGGCUCAGUCGCUGAACAGGUUGGAGACGUCGGAGCACUUCCGGGUGGUCAAGAUGUUGGGCGAGGGCUCGUACGGGAAGGUCGUGUUGGCCGUGCACAACCAGAGCGCAAGCGCGUCCGUGUGCCCAGGAAGCCCGAUGGCCCUGAAGUUCUUCCCCCGCGCGACGACCUCCCUCUGCUCGUUCCUGCGCGAGUACAACUUGUCUUUGCGGUUCUGCACACACCCGUCCCUGAGCCGGGCCCUGGGCAUCGCCUACCUGACGCCGUCGCACUACGUGUUCGCGCAGCAGGCCGGCCUCUUCGGCGACCUCUACGACUUCAUCGUUCCAGAGGCGGGCGUGGAGGAGGACCGGUGCCAGCGGGUGGUGUCCCAGCUCUCCGGCGCCCUGUCCCACCUUCACUCGCUGGGCUUCGUCCACCGAGACGUCAAACCCGAGAACGUCUUCCUGUGCGACGCCGCCUGCCGAUGGGUCAAGCUGGGGGACUUCGGGAUGGCGAAGGCCCGAGGAACCAAGGUCCCGGAGGUGUGGUACCGCUCCCCAUACUGCACCCCCGAAGCCGAGACGGCGCGGGGCGACGGGGACGGCGCCGGCGAACGGAGCGAACCUGAAGAGAAGAAGCGGGGCCCGCGGGUCUGGGCCUCGGUGGAGCCCAGUGUCGACAGCUGGGCCCUGGGCGUCCUGACCUACGCCAUGCUGACGGGCGCCCACCCGUGGCCCCAAACAUCCUCUGACUGCGGCGCUUACCUCAAGUAUCUGCACUGGUUCCGCACGGCCAAAAGCCCGGAGGAAGAACUGGACUUGUGGGCCGAACCGCAGCACCAGGGACCCGACGGCACCCCGGCGGACUUCGGGGCGAAGGAGCAGCCCUCCGUGGCUCCCCAGUUCGCCCGCUUCACCCCGUUGGGGCGUGCCUUCUUCCGCCUGCUGCUCAACCCGGGUCCUGCGGACCGGGGGCGGCCCGAGGACGCCUUGGGGUACCUGGGGGGCGCCUGGGUGCCGGUCGGGGAGCGAGAACGACUGGAGGAGCGGAGGAAGAAGAGCCGAGGGGGGGGGGGGGGGGGAGCCGUGAACGAGGUGAAGCUGAAGGACGGCCGAGGACUGCGGUGAACGAGGGACUCGCGUGUCCGUUGUGUUAGCUUUAGCAUUAGCGUUCACGUUAGCGAGCGGAAGAACCAACGGGGAGUUCAAGGGACUCUCAUAUGUUGUUUACAUUAGCUUUACCGAUAGCGUCAGUGCUACGCUACAUGGUUAGCAAUAGCGCUAACAAGAGGAAGAGGACCCAUGAGCUGAACGGACUUGUGCUUUAUUUUAGCGUUCCCUUUAGCAUUAGCGCUAACAAGGUGCUUGGACUUCGAAACGGAACUCUGCAUUAAAAACCACCGACAAGGGUGUUGAACUCCGACAAGGCUUUUCGUAUUUCUUCGGGUUUCGGAUCCCGGCGUGGAUCCGAUCCGGAUCAAACCUAGUUUGAAACCACUCGACAGCG
Messenger RNA from Syngnathoides biaculeatus (alligator pipefish), 1998 nucleotides. Its product is annotated as serine/threonine-protein kinase SBK2-like. Bases 468 to 1619 code for a protein of 383 amino acids. Gene Ontology annotation, biological process: peptidyl-serine phosphorylation; peptidyl-threonine phosphorylation. NCBI's taxonomy places the organism in Eukaryota, Metazoa, Chordata, Actinopteri, Syngnathiformes, Syngnathidae. The transcript has 5 exons. Gene Ontology annotation, molecular function: ATP binding; protein serine/threonine kinase activity. The record is from RefSeq and is a predicted model, not a curated record.